Messenger RNA from Notolabrus celidotus (New Zealand spotty), 2691 nucleotides. It is a transcript of the gene cax1, whose product is annotated as cation/H+ exchanger protein 1. The transcript is spliced from 20 exons. NCBI's taxonomy places the organism in Eukaryota, Metazoa, Chordata, Actinopteri, Labriformes, Labridae. Gene Ontology annotation, cellular component: membrane; endomembrane system. Gene Ontology annotation, molecular function: calcium:proton antiporter activity. The record is from RefSeq and is a predicted model, not a curated record. Bases 129 to 2471 code for a protein of 780 amino acids. Gene Ontology annotation, biological process: calcium ion transmembrane transport; intracellular calcium ion homeostasis.
GGAGCCUAUUUGUUUGGAGUCAGACCGCCGCGGUGCUCAGACGCUGACUUACUGCCUAACUCUGUGAGGGACUGGUGCAUCGAUGCUCAGGUGAUACAAGAAAUACACUCGUGGAUUAAUAAGAAGACAUGUCACACCAGAAGUCCUCAAUGGCAUCAGGCGACGUGGAGAACCUGCGGAAAAGAUCCACGGCUGAUUCAGAUAACUGUGCAGAUCCUGAGCAGCAUCACCGGUUUCCAAGACAACAGUCCCAAACUGACUGGCUCAGCAGUCAGCAUCCAGAGCUCGGUACAACAGAGACACCUUCACCUGAUGCUUCAACCCACCACUUCUGCCACUACACACCCAAAUGUUUCCUCACCGUCCACAGAGGAGGACACGCUACCUCAGCAAGGUCAACUCCAUCUCGAGGGGCCAGGUCUACUCCAUCACGUUAUGGAGAAGAGGGCUGGCAUGAGGGGACCUCAAAGACUACAAUCAGAGCUGAGAAUGAGGUGGAGGCUCACAGAGAGGCCAACAACUACAAGUUUGGCUUCAGAAAGUGGAAGGGGAACGUCACAGAAAAACCAAUCGAGGACCAAUCAGAGAUCAUCAAAGAGCUCCACUCUGAUCUAAGCAUUGUGAAACCUCACGAAGGCUCAGUUGUCACCUUUGGGAAUAUUGUUUAUGUAUUUAUAUUUGGAUGGUGGAUUUCUUUAAUCUACCUCCUCAUCAGUCCCGUGAUGUUUCUAACGAUCUGUGGAGCCCCUUAUGGCAAACUUUGUUUACAGAUGGCGUUGUACUUUAUUUGGCCAUUUGGGAAGUCUGUAGAAAAGCCUGGUGAUUUGGUCCGGACAUCCACUGUAAAGCAUCCAAAGUGUGAAGUCAUUCCUGAAGAGAGGGACAGUGAGGAUAGUAAGGAUGUCGCACCUCUUCUGGUUUCCUCUCCGAUCCCUGUUGAGGUCCCCGUUCCAGAACCUCCAAGAAAAACAUCAAGACACUGGUGUCGGGUCAGUACUUACAUCUGGUUACUGCUGGGUUACCCCGUGGUGGCCGUGUUCCACUGUCUGGCCUGUUUGCUCGCCUGGCUGCUGGUCUUCACAAUACCCGUCGCAAAGAUGAACGCACGUGUAAUGACCACCGUCCUCCUCAUUUCACCGAAGGACAUUCAUAUUCACAAGGUGGAAAAGGCACAUAGCCACGAGGCCAGAGUCACUUUAUGCUGUUAUCAAGCAUUCAACAUAUAUUACUACAAAUACACAGUCCAAGGAAUCAACAUUUUUGCUCUCAACCUGCUCCCUUUGGUUUUUGUCACUUUGAUUAUUGGCUACACUGAUCAUGAGCACAAUUAUUUCAGUGCAGAGACCAAGUUUGCCACUGCUAUCACCUCCAUCAUCCCUCUGUCCUACUAUAUCGGCAUGGGUAUAGCCAGCAUUUCUGCACAGAGCAACUUUGCAGUGGGAGCUGUGGUGAAUGCCACAUUCGGCUCCAUCACAGAGAUGACCUUCUACAUCACAGCCUUGCUCCAGGGCGUCCGUGCUGGCACCAAAUGUUAUGAAGAGAUUGUGAAAGCAGCUCUCACUGGGACUCUGCUUGGGUGCAUACUGUUCAUACCUGGUAUCUGUAUGAUCAUUGGAGGCAUCAAACACAGGGAGCAGAGAUUUAACAGCCGUUCAGCAGGAGUGAGCUCUGCUUUGCUGUUCAUAUCCAUAGGAGGUGUGUUUGCUCCCACCCUCUUCUCCAAGAUAUUCGGUAAUCUGGUGUGUGAAAGCUGCUCCAAUAUUCCAGGCAAUGGCAGCAUACCCUUUGUCUGCAAGGACUGUCACUACGACACGACUCAAACCGACCCACAUCUGGUUCUGUCUCAAAUUGAACCCCUGGUGUACACAAUUUCUGUGCUCUUGCCCGCUGCAUACCUGAUUGGCCUCAUUUUUACACUGAAGACCCACUCCCACAUCUAUGACAUCCAUAUCAGCGAUGGCCAAGGGGGCCAUGCACACGGUCAUCAUGUGGUCCACUGGUCCCGGUGGAGGGCUCUUGCAGUGCUGAUUUUUGCCACAUUGUUGAUGGCUGCCUGCGCUGACCUCAGCACGGAGAACAUUGAGCCCAUGCUGACGCAUUCCACCAUUUCUCAGUACUUUAUUGGGGUCACCGUGUUGGCCAUGGUGCCAGAGCUUCCUGAGAUUGUCAAUGGCAUCCAGUUUGCACUACAGAACAACAUCAGUCUGAGCCUUGAAGUGGGGAGUUGCAUUGCCGUGCAGGUCUGCAUGAUCCAAAUUCCCCUGCUCAUUCUCUUCAAUGCUUUCUAUGAUGUUGGAUUCCUGCUUGUGUUUAGUGACGUUCAUCUGUGGGCGAGCAUCUUCAGUGUCAUCCUGGUUAACUACAUCUUCAUGGAUGGAAAGUGUGACUACUUUCAGGGCACAGUUCUAGUGGUGGUCUACCUCAUCCUUCUGGCUCUUUACUUCUUCGCACCUUCUCCUCGCUCUUGUUGAUCUGCUGGCCAAGAAACUUCCUGAAGCUUGAGAAUAAAAUGUCUUUUUGUGGGUUCAGUGACAGAAGAUUGAAAAAAAAAACAAUAUACUGUCUUUAGGUGUCAUCCUGGAUAUUGCUCAUGUUCUGGGACGACUCAGUUUUGAACAGUUUAUAUGUAUUGUGUUUGUGUCUUGUAAUAUCUGAUUUAUAUUGGAUAGAAUAAAUGCAUCAAUUUGUAAA